AUGACUCAAGCUCCGCAAGGGGUCACCGUUGUCCUCGGCUCCCAGUGGGGAGACGAGGGCAAGGGCAAGCUCGUCGAUAUUCUCGCGGCGGACGCAGACGUCUGCGCCCGCUGCGCCGGCGGUAACAACGCCGGCCACACCAUUGUUGUCACCAACGACCAGGGCGAGAAGGUCAAGUACGCCUUUAACCUCCUUCCCUCGGGUCUGAUCAACACCAAGGUCACCGCCUUCAUCGGCUCGGGUGUUGUCGUCCACGUCCCCUCGCUCUUCAAGGAGCUGGACACGCUCGAGAGUAAGGGCCUCAAGGUGGCGAACCGCCUGCUCAUUUCGGACCGUGCCCACCUUGUCCUUGGUUUCCACCAGAUUGUCGAUGGCCUCAAGGAGAUCGAGCUCGGUGGCUCGUCCAUCGGCACCACCAGGAAGGGCAUCGGACCCGCUUACUCGUCCAAGGCGUCGCGCUCCGGUCUGCGUGUGCACCACCUGUUCGACCCCACCUUCCCCGAGAAGUUCCGCAAGCUCGUCGAGGGCCGCAUCAAGCGCUACGGCAACUUUGAGUUUGACACGGAGGGUGAGAUUAAGCAGAUGCUGGAGCUCGCCGAGCGUCUUCGCCCCCACGUAGUUGACGGCCCGACCUGGAUGCACCAGCAGCUUAGCUCUGGCAAGCGCGUCCUUGUCGAGGGUGCCAACGCGCUCAUGCUUGACAUCGACUACGGCACGUACCCCUUCGUGACCUCGUCGGCGACCACCAUCGGUGGUGUGUGCACUGGCCUCGGCAUCCCGCCGUUCGCCAUCAAGCGCGCCAUCGGUGUCGUCAAGGCGUACACGACCCGUGUCGGUGGUGGACCCUUCCCCACCGAGCAGCUCAACACCAUCGGCGAGACUCUCCAGGAGGUCGGCGCCGAGUACGGCACAGUCACUUCCCGUCGCCGUCGCUGCGGUUGGCUCGACCUCGUCGUGUGCCGCUACUCGACCUGGAUCAACGGCUACACCUCGCUCAACCUCACCAAGCUCGACGUCCUUGACGGCUUUGACGAGAUUAAGAUCGCCACUGGCUACAAGCUCGACGGCAAGCUCAUCGACGGCUUCCCCGCCGACCUCGACCGCCUCGCCGAGGUUGAGGUCGUCUACGAGACUUUCCCUGGCUGGAAGUCGGACAUCACUGAGUGCCGCACCUGGGACAGCCUUCCCGAGAACGCCCAGAAGUACGUCAAGUUCAUCGAGAACUACCUCGGCGUCAAGGUCCAGUACAUUGGUGUUGGCCCUGCUCGCGAGAGCACGGUCACUGUGUUCUAG
Molecule: messenger RNA, 1293 nt
Organism: Cutaneotrichosporon cavernicola
Lineage: Eukaryota; Fungi; Basidiomycota; Tremellomycetes; Trichosporonales; Trichosporonaceae
Gene: ADE12
Exons: 5
Coding region: 1-1293 (430 amino acids)
Biological process (GO): 'de novo' AMP biosynthetic process; IMP metabolic process
Cellular component (GO): cytoplasm
Molecular function (GO): GTP binding; adenylosuccinate synthase activity
Source: RefSeq, a predicted model, not a curated record